CAACACUAGCAAUAGCUAGCAGUAGUAGUGUGUCGGGAUUGUUUUUUUUUUAGUUUAAUAUUUCUCAACUUUUAGAUCGUUAUUCGCCCAAUUGGUCAACUCUUCCAAAUUGCAAUAUAUUCAUUAAAAAGCCAUAUUUCACGGUUUUCAACGCCGUCGCGUUUCCUUGCCACCUUUGAAAGCUAAUUGAAUUAUCCACGCAUACAGUCGCAACCAACCCAUCGCCUGCGUCAUAAGCUAUUUUCGUCGAUAAUAGAAUCCAAGAAUCCAGACCAUGGACCCAAAACAACAGACAUCCCAAGAGGAAGUGGUCCCUGUAACACCGCUGCUGGAGGAGCCGCUGGACCUGGACAUGAAGCAUUGCUUCGAGAAUCUGAUUGUGAUCGACGUGGGUGCAAAUCUGACCAACAAAAAGUAUAGCCGUGAUCUGGAUUCCGUGGUGCAGAGAGCCAGAGACGCAGGUGUUCAGAAACUAAUGGUUCACGGCACUUCGGUCAAAUCAAGCAAGGAAGCGCUGCGCCUUUCGCGCAUAUAUCCCGACAUAAUCUACUCAACUGCUGGCAUUCAUCCGCACGACUCCAAGUCCAUCGUGGAGGAGCCGGCGACGUGGUUUGAUUUGGAGCACAUUGCCCAGGCUCAGGAGUGCGUGGCGGUUGGGCCUUGCGGCCUAGACUACCAGCGGGACUUCUCCGAACCGGAUGCCCAAAAACAGAUUUUCGCAAAGCAGCUGCAACUGGCUAUCCGGCUGAAUAAACCUCUGUUAAUCCACGAGCGGUCGGCUCAACACGAUCUACUCGAAAUACUGGACAAAUUCGAGAAUCUGCCACCUGUUAUCGUCAGAGGUUUUAUGGGGACCGCCGAGGAAGCGCUGAAGUAUCUAGAGCGCAGGUUCUACAUCAGCCUGACGGGCUAUCUGUGCAAGGACAAAUCGGAUACUGGCGUGCGCCGUCUGCUGGAGGAUGGAACUUUGCCGCUGGACAGACUACUAGUUGAGACGGAUGCUCCGUUUAUGUACCCGAAUACAAGAGCUUCCAAGCUGCCACAACACGUGAAGACUGGCAUCACUGAGCGCUCUUUGUUGUACUUACACAGAUAUUGUACCUUUCAACGCAACGAGCCCUGCAGUCUACCCGCCAUCGUGGAGAUGAUAGCCGCCUUCAUGAAGAAAACCCCCGAUGAGGUAGCACUGGCCACCGCCUUUAAUGCCCUCAAACUUUUCGGUUUGUCUUAGACAACUGAAACAAAGCCCUAUGGAACUGAACGACAAAGUGUGCCAGCCAGCAGCUUUACAACCGUAACUUUAGAUUGAACGAGCUUGAGAUUCAUGAUAGACUCAUACCUAUGUGCCUUAAUCACUAAUCGAAUUCGGGAUGUAGCACUCAUCCUGAUCCAAACACAUACACACACCCACAAAUACGAACCCCAUUGCAUGCGAAAAGUACGUAUACGUAUAUACCUAUAUAAUCAUCCCCUUGCCCAAAACGAUGCAAAUUAUCAAUCGAAGUUUGCAGGGCUUAGUUAUAAGUUGUUGGAAUUUCCCCAAGCAAUUGCUUUAUUUACUCGAGUACCCCUGAGAAAUGGUGCCAAGGUGGUGCCAAGUGGACGUCGACUGGGAAUUUGUAAUGGAUCGACGCUUCACGCCUCGAAGCGCGCGCUUCGAAAUCGCUUCGGAAGCGACAGAUAUAGAUGUUAAGAGCUGCAGCUUGUCUUCUGUUUGUUUCUGUAUUUAGGCUAGAAUCAUUACUUUUAGUUCAUGUCUCUGUUAGACUGUAGUCGUAUUUUUUGUAAAUAUUUAUUCUUGUUGCGACGAUGACGAUGAUGAUGAUUAUGGGAAACGUAAUGUGAUCAUUUUAAAAGCUAAAUAUUUAUAUGAUAUUCAACUUAUAAACACAUUAGUUAGGCUAUGAAACAUAUUGAAUAUCGUGCGCCUAUACAUACUAUAUUUUGUUAUAUUUACAUAUACAAAACCGUUGUACUGAACUGAUCGACCCGCGGUGGUUGCAUAAAAUCCGCUUUGUGCCCAUUGUUCGCACACAGACAAAAACUAUUUUCCAUUUGAAUAAAGCGAAAUUUAAACCCAAA
This is a messenger RNA of Drosophila eugracilis, 2082 nucleotides long. Its product is annotated as 3'-5' ssDNA/RNA exonuclease TatD. Lineage: Eukaryota; Metazoa; Arthropoda; Insecta; Diptera; Drosophilidae. The coding region runs from base 275 to 1231 and encodes 318 amino acids. Gene Ontology annotation, molecular function: single-stranded DNA 3'-5' DNA exonuclease activity. The transcript has 4 exons. The record is from RefSeq and is a predicted model, not a curated record. Gene Ontology annotation, cellular component: cytosol.